AUCUUCUUUUAUGGAUUUGUACACCACAACUGUGAGUCACACACUUGGUAUAAGAGACACACGAGUGCAUACAACAAACUUACAGGUACAGUGGGGGAGAGGCAGCACUCAUCACACUAUAUUUGAAUCGAGAAUUUACGUCCCUCAGGGGUCAGCACGGGAGGUGCCAUGGAAGCUCUGAUGACUAGUACCUAACUUAGACUGGGCAUGAGAUGGGGGAUAAGACAGAGCAGAGGCUUCCCAUGAGGUGAUCCUUGAAAGGUUAACAGAAAUUUGUAAGGCAAAGAUGAAGAUGAAAGAUGGAGCAGAAUAACUUUGUUAGAUAUCAGUUUUCUGAUCCUAUGGUCCACUUACUGGACUCCCCCAAUACCAUAGCUGAGAACAAGUCUUACUGGGUUGCAUCCUUGUUUUUUAUUUUUUAAAACAUCAUUUUAUGCAUUAACAGGAUACCAGUCUCAUCUAUGAUGCUGGGGCUACACUACAACCACACAAUGGAACCCCCUGCCAGCUUCUUCCUUAUGGGUAUCCCAGGGUUGCAGUUCUCACACUUUUGGCUGGCUAUCUCACUGAGUGCCAUGUACACCAUGGCCCUGCUGGGAAACAUCUUCAUCGUGACUGUAAUCUGGAUGGAUUCCACUCUACAAGAACCUAUGUACUGGUUCCUGUGUGUUCUGGCUGCUGUGGACAUUGUUAUGGCCUUCUCUGCAGUACCCAAGAUGGUGGGCAUCUUCUGCACAGGAGACAGCUCCAUCAGCUUUAAUGCUUGUUUCACUCAGAUGUAUUUUGUCCACACAGCCACAGCUGUGGAGACAGGGCUGCUGCUGGCCAUGGCUUUUGACCACUAUAUAGCUAUCUGCAAGCCCCUACACUACAAGAGAAUUCUCACACCUCAAGUGAUGCUGGGAAUGAGCAUGGUCAUCAUUGUCAGAGCCAUCAUAUUCAUGACUCCACUGAGUUGGAUGGUGAGUCAUCUACCUUUCUGUGACUCCAAUGUGAUCCUCCAUUCCUACUGUGAGCACAUAGCUGUGGCCAAGUUAGCAUGUGCCAAUCCUAUGCCCAGCAGUCUCUAUAGUCUGAUUGGUUCUUCCAUUAUUGUGAGCGCUGAUGUGGCCUUCAUUGCUGCCUCCUAUAACCUGAUUCUCCGGGCUGUAUUUAGUCUCUCCUUGAAGAAAGCUCAACUGGAAGCAUUAAGCACAUGUGGUUCUCACAUGGGGGUUAUGGCUCUGUACUACCUACCUGGGAUGGCAUCCAUCUAUAUGGCCUGGCUAGGGAAAGACAUAGUGCCCCUGCACACCCAAGUGCUACUAGCUGACCUGUACCUGGUCAUCCCACCCACCUUAAACCCCAUCAUCUAUGGCCUGAGGACCAAACAAAUACGGGAGUGAUUAUGGGGUUUGCUGAUGCGCUGCCUCUUUGACCACUCAAACCUGGGCUGAUUAACCUAAAAUCUGUUCAGCUUUAAAGAUGCCUUAGAGAUCUGUGGAGCGGGUUUGGUACACCUGUAGAUAUACGAAUUCUAAGAGGAAUCUCUUAAGGGUAGCCUUGCAUAACUUUUCGGUUUCUAGCAAAAAUGAUUCUGAAUUUCUAACAUCAUUUUUUAAUCGUUUUAACCAACUAGUAUCUGAAUAAGAGAUAGGUCUGAGAAGAGAAUAUAGAUUUGAGGUUUUUCUUUCCUUAGCUUCUGACUUAUAUUUCCAACCUAAUAUCCUACCAGUCCCUCUGCGGAAGAAAACAAUUGUUUGGUUGUCCCACAUCUGGCUGCUUUCUCAGAAUUGCCCUUUUCUUCAAGGGAUUGUAGAGAAGCUAUUAAUAUAUGACCUUGCUCUCUGGCCCACUGAAUCCACUCAGUUUGGCUCACGUGCUCACCCCCAAACCGGAGUCCUUCAUGGACUCCAGUUUAUCUGAACUUUACACUUGGGAUCACUGAUGAUGGCCACUUAACAGUGCAUAGACUUUGAAAAAGAAAUCUGGUCCACAGCAAGAGAAGCUGCUUAGCAAGAUGGGAUGAAGAGACUUUGAGUUCUGCCUUGGAUUCCAAUUCAUUCCGGACAGCUAGGUACAUCCUGUUAUUAAGUUUUGUAAGAUACUCCUAUAUCCUUUUAACUUACCCCAGUAUCAUCACGCUACUUGGAGUUAGUUUAUUAGUCAUCAGCCUUUUAUUUUUAAGCAACAGAAGCUAAAUCAGUAUGAGUUUAGUUUUGGGUUUUUCUCUUUGGUUCCUAUUCCUGCUCUAUGUAACUCAACCUUAAGACAUAAAAGAGAGGAAUCAGUAUCACACAGGUUUUUCUUCUUGUGGACACAUCUAAGAGUUCUCUGGGAUGAAAAGGUUAAUAGGAAACAAUAUAAACAAUGAAGGUGAAAUGGUAUUACUUUUCUCCUAGUCACCAGAUAUUUGUUUUCUGUUUUUAUUUCCCCCUUUCAGAAAGUCUUAAAUUGAGUGACAGGUAUAUGUUCAAAGAAAAAAUUGCAUAUGUGAGAUAAAUAUAUUAAACACUGGUACAUUUUAAAAUCUUAAUAAAAAAUAAUUUUCUAAUAGUAUUAAAAUUCAAAGUGCAAGGAAAAGCAGCGUUGAUUUGAGUCUUAAUAUUUCCUUUCUACUGAUGAGGGGAACAAGGCUAAUUUAUAUAAGGUAUUGAAGAUUAUAUGAAAUAAUGAAUGGAAAGCACUUGAUGUGACAUCUGACAUAUGUAUUUAAAAAAAAAACCCAAUUGGUGAUAAAUUUCUAAUUUCAUAAUUUUAAAGGGGUACUUCCAGGUCUAGUAAAACUGCAGUCUUGUGUAGAUCAGUACUCAUGUGAUAGCAUUUCCAAAUAAAUCUUCUGUUUAACAACUUGGCAUCUAUAUCUUUUGCUAAUAUUGGACUUGUUUACCUACCAAGAACAUAUUAUCUCUGUUCUUGAAUACCAGCAGAGUAGGAAUCAGCCUCUAAAAACCAGAUAAUGAUGCACUGAGAUCCCACAUCGUGGUAAAAAGAAACUCUACUCCCUUGCAAUGUCCUAACAUAAAAACAAAAUGAGAUCAUGAGGUGGUUAAGUAGAUUUGAUAAGACUCCCACUUUGAGGGAAUCUUUCUUUUUCCAUAAUCCUGAGAAUUGACUAUGUCCAUUAAAUCAAAGAACAUUAGACGCAUUAAAGAAUGUGAUGUACAGAAACAAAGGUAUUGUCCAGUCUCCACCCCAAACAGACAGUUCUUCCCAGCAUUUCCAGCAGGGGGCCUGCUCUGCCAGCUUUGUUUCACUCACACUGGUAUUUCCUGCAUCUAGCUGGUGCCCACUGUUGGUACUCAAAUAUUUAUUGAACUACAUGCUUCCUGAAGUGUCCUGGUUUCCCACAAUGGCUACCCAAAAACAAAAAAUGCUGUGCUUCUCACGAUGUAUUCAAAUAUAGCCCCUGUCUUAUCACACAAAGCAGUGGGUGAUUAUUUAACUAUAGUCUCCAAUUUUUGGAUUUUUAAGAGAUUAUAACCAAUCCUGCUUGAAAAAAAAUGGAGGUUUGAUUUCCUAUGGAGAUUUGUUGGCCCUAGGAUUUGCCCGUUUCCUUCUCUUGCAGAACCCAAGCAUUUUACCUUUUUUAGCAUCCUCUCCCCUACAAGGUUCAGGCAAUGCACCCUUUGGUUCUCUGCUACUAAAACAAGGAUGGAAGAAAGAUUUGGCAGUCUGCUUCUGUAAAGAUUACAGCCUUAGAAACCCUAUGGGGCAGUUCUAUUCUGUCCUAUAUGGUCACUGUGAGUCAGAAUCAACUCGAUGGCACACAACAGCAACAAAACAAGAAUGGGCAAAGCUUGUCCCUGGCUUGUAGUAAAUCAUCAUCCUCACAAGUCAGAGGUGCCAGCAGUGUAGGUGCUCUACCCUUGACAUGGCUGCCUGCCUCUUCCCCUUCUGGACCACUUUUGAAGAUCACAAUAAAAGAAAUUACCCAUUGAAUGAGUUUUUGAAUAGGCUUAUAAUUAAUUACCUCCUGUUUUUCAUGCUUCUAUGAGGCAAGAAAAGCUUAUUUUUGUUUUGAUUCUAGGCAUACGAAUGCAAGUUCUCCCAUUUAACAAAUAGUUAGCAAUUAUAUAUAUAUAUAUAUAUAUAUGUAUGUAUGUAUAUAUAUACAGUUUAACAACUGGAUAUACACAUACACAUAUAUACUGUGCUAGACUGGGGCUGCAAUGGUGAGUCAGACAAACAAGGUCCUUGUCUUCAUGAGAUUCUUAGAAGAGAACUGUGAGUGACACCAUAGAGCAAAAGGUUCUCAUAUACUUAAGAACUUUAAUCUUCUUGCCUAGAAGUCUUAAAAAAUUAACGUGAAAUAAACAGUGUAGCAUUGUUUAACCUUGUAAUUCUUCUAGCAAGUAAUCAUAGCAACAGAAUCGGAUUACAUCAACAAACAAAACAAAAAUCAAAACCAACCAACCAACCAACCAAAAAAAAGUACAUUACAAAUGAGGCCACUACAAUCUUUAAUUAUUCUAGGGUUGAAUGAAUUUAUCACCAAAUAAUCCUCUUUUUCUAUUAACCAUCCAAGAUUUGUUCUAAUUAAACCAUAGUAAAGAAAUAUUGAUUUAGCCCCUAGACUCUUCUACUAUUUGUCCAUAGACACAACCAGAAUUGCUUCUUAAGCAUCUAUUUCUCAACCCUAUAAAGAAUCCUCCAGAGAAUCCACAUACACAAAGAUACGUGGUCCCUCUAAUGUAGCUCAACCCUUUCCAAGAUUAAGUCUGUGACUUACCAACUCAUUCCCCUCCAAGCAGCUGAUAGAUAGAAACUUCUUUUACUGGUGAUGCUUGAGAAGCAACUUGGAAGCAUGUGUCUAGGUAGAAUGAAUUUACUGGCUCCUUUCUGGCUGUUUUACCUCCUUCACAUGUGAACAGCCACAUAACUAAAGUAGAAAAACUAUUUCUGCUAUUCCUUAUUGCAGAUAAUUUAAAGCUAUUUUACUUUUGUCUAUGCCUAACCUAGUAUCUUGGAGGCCUGGGGGCGCAGUGGUUAAGAGCUCAGCUGCAAACCAAAAGGUCAGGAGUUUGAAUCCACCAGCUGCUCCUUGGAAACCCUGUGGGGCAGUUCUACUCUGUCCUAUAGGGUUGCCAUGAGUCAGAAUCGACUCAGUGGCAAUGGGUUUUCAGGUUUAACCUAAUAUCUACUUGGUUAUCCAGUUCUAACCCACCAAUCACUAUCUUCAAGCUUAAA
Trichechus manatus latirostris (Florida manatee) is the source of this 5169-nucleotide messenger RNA. RefSeq names its product olfactory receptor 52I2-like. Gene Ontology annotation, molecular function: G protein-coupled receptor activity; olfactory receptor activity. Gene Ontology annotation, biological process: G protein-coupled receptor signaling pathway. Gene Ontology annotation, cellular component: plasma membrane. The record is from RefSeq and is a predicted model, not a curated record. The coding region runs from base 462 to 1385 and encodes 307 amino acids. The transcript has a single exon. NCBI's taxonomy places the organism in Eukaryota, Metazoa, Chordata, Mammalia, Sirenia, Trichechidae.